Molecule: messenger RNA, 1572 nt
Organism: Cordyceps fumosorosea ARSEF 2679
Lineage: Eukaryota; Fungi; Ascomycota; Sordariomycetes; Hypocreales; Cordycipitaceae
Product: HAD-like domain protein
Exons: 1
Coding region: 1-1572 (523 amino acids)
Biological process (GO): L-serine biosynthetic process; dephosphorylation
Cellular component (GO): cytoplasm
Molecular function (GO): magnesium ion binding
Source: RefSeq, a predicted model, not a curated record
AUGGCUCCAACCACUCAAUCACAUACGUCUACCGGUACUGUCGCAACUGAGAAGGGAUCUGGUUCAGUUUUUGACAGAAAGCCGAUGGUCAUCGGCUUGUACGGACUUCCAGGGUCUGGAAAGUCUAGCUUGAUGAACCAGAUAAAGCUUCAAGUUAACCACGAAAAGUUUCUCUUUUACGAAGGUUCCGAGUUGAUAUCCACCCUCAUGGCCGGAGAUCUUGCCGCUUUUGCGAAACUCAACGAACAGGAGAAGCGUCAGGUGCGGGAGCAGGCAAUUACCAGCGUUGCAAAAGACUGCUUGACACACAACUGCACUGCUUUGGUUGUUGGUCAUUACAUGUUUUGGCCAGAAGAUGAAAUGGAAGGCAACGUCGUCGCUACUUCCAGCGACUUUCGAGUCUAUACACACAUCAUCUAUUUGAGUGUGACUGUCCCCGCCAUGCUGGAACGUCGGCUGAGUGACAUGCACCGCCAGCGCCCGCCAGUGUCCGCCGCACACUUGCAGCAGUGGCAGCAAGCCGAGAUCGACCACCUCCGCCGUCUCUGUAGAGAGCAUUGCAUCUUGUUCUCAACUGUCCCGCAGCACAGCGACCCACUUUCUUUUACUUUAAAGUUAGUGCGCCACUUUGAGCGGACAAACGGCAGCUGCAACCUCGCUCACGUCGCCACCAGAGUCAAAAACGCACUUGUUGCUGAUGAGCGCACAAAGACUGUGUUAGUUGUUGAUGCAGAUAAGACUCUGGCGGGCGAAGAUGCCGGCUCUAUGUUUUGGCAGGCUGUCAAUGGCUCUAGUCAAGAAUUGCUAGAUACAUGCCCGCUGAAGAUCCUCUUUAGCAGUCCGUUCGGCUAUUCUGAGGCUGGAUUUCGCCAGGCAACGCUUCUAUAUGAAGAAGCUGCCAACGACGCAGACUUUGAGACUCUUUGUGAGAGACUUGCAUCUUCUAUCACGGUACAUCCUGAGUUCAUCACUCUCUUCCAGCAAGUUUGCAGCCACGGUCACGUGCGAGUCGUCGUACUGACCUGUGGAAUUCGACGCGUCUGGCAAGUGGUGCUGGAAAAAGCUGGCUUUGGAGAUAGCAUCAAAGUGAUUGGUGGCGGCAGAAUUUUGGACGAGGUUGUCAUCACCCCGCAGAUUAAGGCACAGGUUGUCUCGAGUCUUCGAAAGCAAUCUGGCCUCUAUGUAUGGGCCUUCGGAGAUAGUCCACUUGAUCUGCCAAUGCUGGAGGCAGCUGACAGUUCUAUCAUCGUGUCUGGUAAUGUACGAAAUCGAAGUCGCAGUAUGGAAGAUGCCCUUCGCGGGGCCAUCGACAACCGUGGAUUCUGUCCUCGCCAAGUGCUCCUCCCGCCACAUGUCGCUCCAAGGCUAAACACCACGAAACUACCGCUACUGGCGUUCUCUGAUCCCGAUUUUGUCGAAGCAGUCGUGUACUCCCGCGCGAUAGGGAUAACUACCGUGGCAUCCAAGUUAGUGUCGACUUACAGCUGCACCGUGGUCCAUGCAACAGACACCGGUGCAGCAAAACUACUCAUGUCUCAGACUCGUGAUGCCUCUGUCGCCGGGAUCGGCUGA